GCACCACAUUUACUUCAUCCAAAACACGAGGAGAGCCAGCCAGCCAACAGAUAAAACGGGUGCAAAAUCCCAGAUGGCACAGUACCUCUCCCAACUAACACUAUCUCCACCAAAAUCGCAACCAAUGGCUUCUCUCAGUGGUGGUGCCGCCACCACUUCCCGCCUCCUCCCCUCCGCCUCUCCCGUCCGUCUCUCUAUUUGUUCAGCCUCCUCCUCACUCUCUCUUGCCUCCUCUUCCUCUUACUCUCCUUCCUCUCUCAAAUGCCUCCGAUUCUCUCCCCUCUCACCCCUCAUUUUUAAGGAUCAGAAGCGAUCGUCAAUGAGCACCGUUGCUGCGGCGUCGGAUGCUGCUCAGUUGAAGAGUGCGAGAGAAGAUAUUAAGGAGCUUCUUAAAUCUAAACUUUGCCAUCCUAUUCUGGUUCGGUUGGGGUGGCAUGAUGCAGGCACAUACAACAAGAACAUAGAGGAGUGGCCAAAAAGGGGUGGAGCCAAUGGAAGUCUUAGAUUUGAAAUUGAACUUAAGCAUGCAGCCAAUGCAGGGCUUGUUGAUGCAUUGAAACUGAUUCAGCCUAUCAAAGACAAGUAUUCUGGUGUGACAUAUGCGGAUUUGUUCCAAAUGGCCAGCGCAACUGCUAUAGAGGAAGCCGGAGGCCCCAAAAUUCCCAUGAAGUAUGGCAGGGUGGAUGUCUCAGUCCCUGAUGAAUGCCCUGAAGAGGGGAGGCUUCCCGAUGCUGGCCCCCCUAAACCUGCUGAUCAUUUACGAGAAGUUUUCUAUAGAAUGGGAUUAGAUGACAAGGAAAUAGUUGGAUUGUCUGGUGCACACACACUAGGAAGGUCUAGACCAGAACGCAGUGGUUGGGGCAAACCAGAGACGAAGUAUACGAAAAAUGGGCCUGGAGCACCAGGAGGGCAGUCCUGGACAGCAGAAUGGCUGAAGUUUGACAAUUCCUACUUCAAGGAUAUUAAAGAAAGAAAGGAUGAAGAUCUACUUGUAUUGCCAACUGAUGCUGCUCUUUUUGAAGAUCCUUCAUUCAAGGUGUAUGCAGAGAAAUAUGCUGAAGAUAAGGAGGCAUUCUUCAAGGAUUAUGCUGAAGCCCAUGCGAAGCUCAGCAAUCUUGGGGCAAAAUUUGAUCCUCCAGAGGGAAUUAUGCUAGAUGGUGUUGUAGGAGAGAAGUUUGUGGCAGCCAAGUACUCCUCUGGAAAGAGAGAGUUGUCAGAGACUAUGAAACAGAAGAUUAGAGCAGAGUAUCAAGCAGUUGGCGGGAGCCCAGAUAAGCCUCUCCAGUCUAACUAUUUUCUAAAUAUCAUUAUUGUGAUUGCUGUUCUAGCACUUUUAACAUCUCUUCUUGGAAAUUAAGUUCUUUUCUGAGGAUCCUUAUAAGAUUAGUGUUGGUCUGUAUCCACUCUGCUCUAAUUGCGGUGUUUCCUGAGGUGCAUGAUGAGUUCUGCAUGCAUCGAAAACCAUAAUAUAGUGAGGUAAUGAAUGGUUGAAGGAUCCGAAA
Molecule: messenger RNA, 1502 nt
Organism: Populus nigra (black poplar)
Lineage: Eukaryota; Viridiplantae; Streptophyta; Magnoliopsida; Malpighiales; Salicaceae
Product: probable L-ascorbate peroxidase 6, chloroplastic/mitochondrial
Exons: 12
Coding region: 74-1357 (427 amino acids)
Biological process (GO): cellular response to oxidative stress; hydrogen peroxide catabolic process; response to reactive oxygen species
Molecular function (GO): peroxidase activity; heme binding
Source: RefSeq, a predicted model, not a curated record